Molecule: messenger RNA, 4344 nt
Organism: Pimephales promelas (fathead minnow)
Lineage: Eukaryota; Metazoa; Chordata; Actinopteri; Cypriniformes; Leuciscidae
Gene: rgma
Product: repulsive guidance molecule BMP co-receptor a
Biological process (GO): BMP signaling pathway
Cellular component (GO): plasma membrane
Molecular function (GO): coreceptor activity
Source: RefSeq, a predicted model, not a curated record
CAGCGCUGAUCAUUGUGCCUCACACUUUCAAACUCGUCAUUUCACAACACUGAGGCGAGGAAACGAGCCAGCGCUAUCAACACUGCUGCCCCGAGGGCUCUUCCUACUCAAGUCCUGAGAGCAACAGAGGAACCUGGGAAUACCACUGCAAAAUGAAGAACACUAUCGAUUCGAAAACAUUUGCGAGCUUCUCGUUUUUAUCGUUUGUGCCUCGAUAAACUGGUUGACGGAUAACAUCAGACAUCGCAGCGCUGAGAUAAAGACGGAUCUUGCCUUUAAAAUUAUCGGAACAGGAGACAUCAUGCAAGGACGACAGCAGAGCUUCACCGCGAGUUUUACAUCGUUGUAUAGCCUUAAAUAAAAAAGUCGUAGGCUAUUACUGAUCAAAAGCACGACUGCACGCGCUUCAGUCGCAGACCCAUCCCGGUUCCGCAAAGAAACUCAACCCAAAAGUGUGGAAGAGCUCCAUGCAUUCAAAAAGGGAGAGGAGAGGAGCGCUGUCCCGUGCUGGAUGGAUGGUUAUGGGGAAAGGAGCAGGACCAUCGGCGCUACAAGUCUGCCAAUCGCUUGUUGUGUUUCUCUGUUUGUUUCCAGCAGGAACUCUGCAGUGUAAGAUCCUCAAGUGUAACUCCGAGUUCUGGGCCUCCACUUCCAGAUCCGGCCCAGAAGAGGAUCCCUGCACGGCUCUGCGAGCGUACAACAACUGCGUCCGUCGCACCGCCCGUAACUGUCGAGGUGACCUGGCCUACCAUUCAGCCCAACAUGGUAUAGAGGAUCUUAUGAGCCAACACAACUGCUCCAAAGAAGGGCCCACAUCCCAGCCUCGUGCCCGCACACCCCUGCCCCCAGUCCAGCCGCCGCCCCAACCGGACAUCCACGUUGCCUCUGAUGGGCCAGAGGUGUGCCAUUAUGAGCGGAGUCUACCACGUGAUGCCACGCCUCCCAAUUACACUCAUUGCGGCUUUUUUGGGGACCCUCAUCUCCGCACAUUUAACGAUGACUUUCAAACCUGUAAAGUUGAGGGAGCCUGGCCACUGAUUCACAAUAAGUACCUAUCUGUGCAGGUUACGAACACUCCAGUUGUGCCUGGAUCUUCUGCUACGGCUACUAGCAAGUUAACAAUCAUCUUCAAGAACUUCCAAGAAUGUGUAGACCAGAAGACGUACCAUGCUGAAACUGACGAGCUUCCCGCUGCAUUUGCUGAUGGUUCAAAGAAUGGAGGGGACCGCCACGGGGCCAACACCCUGCGUGUGGUAGAGAAGGUGCCCGGACAACAUGUGGAGAUCCAGGCACGCUAUAUUGGCACCACUAUUGUAGUUCGGCAAGUUGGCCGCUACCUCACCUUUGCGGUGCGGAUGCCAGAGGAGGUUGUGAAUUCGGUGGAGGACCAGGAUAACCAGGAUCUUUACCUCUGCCUGCAUGGUUGCCCUGGCAACCAGCGAAUAGACUUCAGGACCUUCAGAGCACGGGCAGCAGAGAGCCACGGCUUAGGCAGGGGACGGCCUGGCAGUCCUAACCCUGGCUUCACUUAUCAGUCAGCCAUGGCCAAGUGCAAAGAACGUCUACCAGUGGAGGAUUUGUACUUCCAAUCCUGUGUUUUUGACCUUCUAUCUUCCGGGGACAUUAACUUCACCCUGGCGGCCUACUAUGCCUUUGAGGAUGUUAAAAUGCUCCACUCCAACAAAGACAAAUACCACCUCUAUGAAAAGGAUACAAUAUUCAACUCUGCCUCCGAAAAAUUCCGUUUUAGUUUCCUAGUCCUCAUCAGCCUUGUUGUCGUACAGUUAUGGACUGGCUCGUGUUCCAUUUGUCUCUAGUGCCCAUUCUCGUUAGAUGGUUGUCAGAAGCUGUAUGCAUGUGAAAUGCUACUCUCACUGUGUUGUCUUCCAUCUACCAGAGGCUGGGCUUCUCAGCUAGAGCCCGAGCUUCUGCUGAGGGCUUUCACACUUGUGUGUCUUGUAUCACGCCAUGGACUCAUCUCUUAUCAUCACGUAUGUUCAUUCAUAAGGCCAGAGCCGAAGCGUUCCUGGAGAUCCAGCCAUCUCUGCUGAUCUCAUAACUGCUCAAUGACAGAGAAGGCAGUGCUGAGAGGGCCAGACGAAACCAUCCUUGCUCUCGCCAGAGUGACGUGCCACUGACAGGAGUGAGAGACGGAUGAUCCUUGGCAGAAAGAAGAGUUUGGAGAUGGUCUUCAGUUCACUUGAUGCCAAGUGAGAGGUGAAGUAUGUCUCCCGGAGCCAGGUUGAAGGACAUGACAGGAGCUUUUAUUAACGUCUCCAAACAAUGGAGGGCCGGCAGGAGUUCUUUCUUUGAAGAAGCUCCAGAUUUGGAAAAAGUAGCUUCCUAGUGAAAGCCCCCUGGCCUAGGCCGUGUCAGACUAGUAAGUCGUGUUGUCUACGGAGAAGAUUAAUAGGCCAUAACAUCAUGCCUUUUGUAUAGUUUGUCUAUGUGUGUGCAAGAGAAAAAUGUGUAUGAAUGCUUGUGUGUGAGUGUGUGAAGUGUUUCAUAAUAGCUGUAUAUUGCACCCAAGGUCCUAAUGUAGCUCUGGUGUGGUGGUUCAUGGGUCAGUAAGAAGUUUUACUGCCUGCCAAGAGCUCUUUCCUUACAUUUUAAAUAUAAAAUGGGGUGUCAAGCAGACUUUAAACUACACUCGUACUGCUUAGGUGUUAUAAUUUUUGAAAGAAAGAAAAAUAUUUAUUGAAUUCACUCCAUUGUCAAAUUGGGUGUUCGAAUUCAGCCUGAACACUUUUCAGGCGCAUUGAGAAUAACUUUACUUUAUUCACAAAGUAAAUGCCAUCGAAUCGGGGGGGGGGAAAAAUCAAGCCAUACAAUGGUGUGGCCCAAGACAUAGCACAAAAAUGUUUAUGGAAAAAAUAUUCAUGUCAUUUUGCAGUAGGUAACGAUCAACAUAUAUAUCCAGGAGAGAGCCAAGUCUCUCCAUACAAUAUUUGCAGUUUGAGACGGGACCCACAAGGCAGAUCCAUCAAUCAUCCUUUCUAUUUCUUAAAGAGCAACGCCUUGCUCUCCAUUUCAAAAGGGUGUCGACGUGGCUGUGCUGUAGGCCCCGUUUAACUCGCGACUCUGUAGAUCUGUGAAUUUAUGGCGAAGGCGUUUUGCCAAAGAACAAGCCAUGGUGCCAACAAUUUCCCAAACAGCUGAAUUUUGUCUUUCUCAUGGGGCCUUUGUGGUUCACUUAAGUAUUUAGGCUCAGACCAGAUGUCCUGAUUGUGUCUAAUAUUGGAAGGUGCUGCUAACUACAGUGUGGUGGAUGGACCAGUGCAGGAGCUGUUGUUUUCAUCUGCAUUCAUGCAUUUCUUGUGACAUUUGAAAUGAGGGCAUUCGCUCUCCAGCUAUUAGGAGGCUCAGGAUUACUGGCAACUCAGUAUUGUAAAUAGCUGUAGUAGUUUUGGCGAGCUAAAGUCACACGAUGCAUAGCACCACUAUUUUGAAGAGUGAAACUGCACCCUUGAUGGUGUAAUUAUUUCAUAGGCCAUGUUUAGGGACUGUUGGAAAGGUCUUUGUGGAAGGUGAAGUUCACUUAACAUCAUCAUGUCAUCUGUCACAGUUGUCUCUUGCCAGUGUUUGAUUUCUCUUAGUAAAAAGUUUGACCUUUGAAAGUAUGGUUUAGAUGUUAAUUAUAAACAAGGAAUGCUUUGAGAGACUUCACGGUAAUUUAUUCUUACACUGUAAAGUUUUGCGAGCCUUACUACUGCUAAGAAAGCUUGUGUUGGUGCAGUUCAUGGCUUUAAAGAGACAUUUGAAAGCAUACAAAAUGAUUGUAACGACUUUUGUGUUUAAGUGUGCUUGUGUUGUUAGUGCUUUUUGGAUUUAUAUGUGUAACGUGACGUAUACGUUUGUGUGAUUUGGCAAAUAAUAUUUUGUGCUGGUUUUUUUGGUACAUCAGAGGGUGUAGUGAAAUUUACCUUUAAGUUUAAAGGGAUAUUGUGUACACACAAACAUCACAAAAACAGGAUAAGGGACUUAGUACAAUCUAAUUUGGAAAAAAAGAGCAAAAAGGAGACAACCUUCCUAAAGAAACUAAAUACUAGGUAGGAAACGUGUGACUUGCGGUGUUCAUGUGUUGUUUAUUACAAAAGCACUUUAUGUUUUUAUUCUCUUUAACCUAGCUCUUACAUGGUUUUAACUUGAUGGUGAAAAAGGUUAUCAAACUUGUAACGCUAAAGAAAAGUGGAUAACUUUUUCAAAUGUAUUAACAUUGAAUGGGAGAUACCAGACAGCUUAGUCUGUUUUUCUAUGUAGGACUAAAGCGGUGCCACACACCACCUGUAAAUACUGUAAAUUAUUUAUUGAAUAAAAAAUAAAGUGUCAUGUUGAUUUGUUUUA